Erinaceus europaeus (western European hedgehog) is the source of this 3193-nucleotide messenger RNA. It is a transcript of the gene SOX7, whose product is annotated as SRY-box transcription factor 7. Gene Ontology annotation, biological process: regulation of DNA-templated transcription; cell differentiation; anatomical structure morphogenesis. Bases 234 to 1397 code for a protein of 387 amino acids. Gene Ontology annotation, molecular function: RNA polymerase II cis-regulatory region sequence-specific DNA binding; DNA-binding transcription factor activity, RNA polymerase II-specific. The transcript has 2 exons. The record is from RefSeq and is a predicted model, not a curated record. NCBI's taxonomy places the organism in Eukaryota, Metazoa, Chordata, Mammalia, Eulipotyphla, Erinaceidae.
UCCUUCCCCUCUCCCCUCCCUGCAGGUCGCGGCCUGGACACGGAGAGGGGGCCCGCGCCGAGGAGGCCGAGGGAGGGGCAGCGCCGCCUUGGAGAGCCAUUGGCGGAGUCGGGCUCCCGGAGCUGAUAAAUAAGGGGCCGCCCCGGGGCUGCGGGCCAAGUUGGACGCCCGACGGCCCGCGCGAGGGACAGGUCAGCGGCCGCCCGACGCAUCCAGGCGACCCCCGAGUGGCCAUGGCCUCGCUGCUGGGAGCUUACCCGUGGCCCGAGGGCCUCGAAUGCCCGGCCCUGGACACGGAGCUGUCAGACGGGCUGUCGCCGCCGGCCGCACCCCGCCCGCCGGGGGACAAGGGCACCGAGAGUCGCAUCCGGCGCCCCAUGAAUGCCUUCAUGGUGUGGGCUAAGGACGAGAGGAAACGUCUGGCGGUGCAGAACCCAGACCUGCACAACGCAGAGCUCAGCAAGAUGCUGGGAAAGUCGUGGAAGGCGCUGACACUGUCUCAAAAGAGGCCAUACGUAGAUGAGGCCGAGCGGCUGCGGCUGCAGCACAUGCAGGACUAUCCCAACUACAAGUACAGGCCACGCAGGAAGAAGCAGGCCAAGCGGCUCUGUAAGCGCGUGGAGCCUGGCUUCCUCCUGAGCUCACUGUCCCGGGACCAGAAUGUGCUGCCUGACAAGCGCAGCACUGACACCAGAGGGGUACUGGGGGACAAGGAGGACAGGGGUGAGUACUCUCCUGGUGCUGCCCUGCCUGGCCUGCGUGGCUGCUACCAUGACAGUGCAGCCGGGGGCAGCGGCACCCCAGGCAGCGUGGACACCUACCCAUACGGGCUGCCCACGCCCCCGGAGAUGUCGCCUCUGGAUGUGCUGGAGCCGGAGUCCACCUUCUUCUCCUCCCCCUGUCAGGAGGAACACGCACACUCCCACCGCCUCCCCCACCUGCCUGGGCCCCCCUACUCCCCUGACUACACCCCCAGUCCACUCCACUGCGGUCACCCGCUGGGCUCACUGGGGCUCGGCCAGUCUCCAGGCAUCUCUAUGAUGCCCUCUGUGCCCAGCUGUCCCCCCUCUCCUGCCUAUUACCCACCAGCCACCUACCACCCUCUACACGCCAACCUCCAUGCACACCUGGGCCAACUUUCCCCGCCUCCGGAGCACACCGGUUUUGAUGCCCUGGAUCAGCUGAGCCAAGUGGAACUCCUGGGGGACAUGGAUCGCAAUGAGUUUGACCAAUAUUUGAACACUCCUGGCCACCCAGACUCUGUGGCAGGUGUGCUCAGCCUCAGUGGGCCUGCUCCUGGCCCCCAGGUGACAACAGCUGCCCCAACAGAGACCAGUCUCAUUUCAGUGCUGGCUGAUGCCACGGCCACCUACUACAACAGCUACAGCGUGUCAUAGAGCCAGGCAGCCAGCCCUGCCCCUCCUGCCAAGACCUCUCGUUCCUGCUCUGGGCAGCAGAGGGGAUCUCGGUAUUACAGUGCUACCAGCUCUCCGCCACUGCCCCCAGGUUGGGCAGGUUUGAACUGUCACAGCGCCAGAACAUAGUGCCCGUGGCCCCACCUGCCCUUUUCCCGGAAGUGUGUACUUCUUCGAAUGAGUACUGGCUACAAACACCCUUGGAAGGCAAGGGAGUUGCUGAAAGUUGCUAUUUCUUGUUGUAGACAUUUCCCUGAUUUCCCUUUCCUGUCUUCAUCAAAGAAACAAAUAUGUGAAAAACCCCAAAACACCCACCCCUGUCUAGUUUGGGCCGCAGCCCUGAAUGUCUGUAGGAGAGUCCUAAUCAUCUGGGUUUUCCAGGUGCAGAGAGCAAGGACUCCUUUGUGCCCCAGUGCUGCCUCUAACUGCUGGUAAAAUGUAGGACAGAUCUGGUAUCCGUAGUCCUUUCUGCUCCACAUUUUGGAUUUCUUUUUUUUUUGUGUGUGUGUGUGUAUGUGUUCUUUUUUAAAUUUAAAUUUAUUUUUAUUUAAUAUUCUUUUCAAGGCUAACCAAAAGGAAAAAGGUGGUGUCCCACCCACAUCUAAGUUCACCAGUAUGUGGCUUGCUGGUAGUUCUCAGGGACAGCUCCCCCACCUCUGAUGCCUGCCGAAGCCAUCACAGUUCUCCACAAGGAUCCUUCCACUUUGACCAAACAUGCUGCUCUUGAUUUCGGAAAGUAACAGCUAGGGUUAUGUGCACCACUAAAAUUCAAACUUUUUUUUUUUAAUUUUAGAUAUAUUUUUUUAAUUGCACAUGCCAGUUCAAGAGAACAGACACAGCCUGUGUAUAUAGUCAGCCUGGGUGAUACACAUCCCCUUGCAUGCAUACCCUUCAGUACUCCUCUGUGAAACCUAAAUCAGACAAGCUUGUCCAUGAUGGCAGCUUCUUGACAACUUCCUGUUCUAAUAGCCGAGAUUGUAUGGAAUUUCAACAAAGCAACACUACUUCCCAUGAUGGGUGCCAGUUCUUUGAGCAGAAUUUCAGCAUGCAGUCAGUCAUCUUUGCAAUGCAGAAGAAGCUUUCUUCCUGGCUGCCUGCAUCUCUCUUUCUCCUUGUCCUGAUUUCUUUUUCUUUCUUCUUUGCUUUUCUUCUAUCCUUCUGCAUUUGCCAUGAAUACAGAGGUGUUCUGACUUAAUAAUUCCCCCAGCUGAUGCUUCUGGUAAAAUCUUUAGCCAGCACUUCAGAACCAGUUCCCUCUCUCACCUUUGUUAAACUUAUUUCCCAACCUACAGAAAUGCACUGUGAUUUAGGAAAGGUUUCUAAACCCUGAUGCCCACCCUCAAAACAGAUCCCUCCCCUUUCCCCAACCCUUCUUGAAGGAACAUGUGACCUAAAAGACAGAUUAUGUCUUGAUUUCAAGGUAUUAUGCCCAUGUGGACUAUGUAAAUAUUUUAUAUAUUCUCUUGUUAUUUUCACUUUAUAUUUUGUAUUGUUGAAAGAUACUUUUUUUUCUUCCAAGGAGUGUUAUUGUAAAAUCACUGAUUAAAUAUGAUUAAUCUUUAUGCUCUUCCUGUAUUCAACAUGUGGUAAUAAGUAAAUCAUUGACGACAUGGUUGACCCUUGCAGUACAGAGUGUUUGUUCUAGUCUUAUAAAACAGUUUCACAGAUGUUAAGCUAAACUGUUCCAUUUUUUUGUAAGAAUUCUCCAUGCUUUGGAAUGGUUGUAGAUAAUAAUUUGUCUAAAAUAUUUAAUUUAAAUAAAUGUUUUUGUACCAUGA